ACUGUGCUAGCCUUGUAUGGAUGACAGAGUGAAUGGGCUCAAAUAAUCCAGAAGGCCCUGCCUCUUUUGCACACAAUGAAAUAAAUCCUGUCCCUCCUACAAGGCGUGGAAUUGCGUCUCCUUUCCAAAAGUGGAGAGGGGUUUUGAGCAUCACCGAUGGCCCUGCUAAAAUUGUGUGAGUAACGGUCGACGUUCGGACUCGAUUUGGAUGAAGCGGUUGGCGGAAACUGAAAGACAUGAUGAAGACAUGACUGGACCAGCGGACACAGACAGGCGACCUUACUGAAAAACACCAGCCGCCUCUUCCAGAAUAACGCUGUAAUAACACAGAGUUUCAUACAGCAAAGCUGCGACAGUGAUUGACACUUAACACUUGAUCAGGUGCUACAUUAGGACAGUUAUGCCACCUCCAGCUGAUAUUGUGAAGGUGGCAAUUGAGUGGCCUGGUGCUAAUGCACAGCUUAUCGAAAUGGACCAGAAACGGCCUUUGUCUUCAAUAAUACGGGAAGUAUGUGAUGGCUGGUCUUUGUCUGGCUCGGAGCAGUUUGCACUGCGUUAUGCUGAUGGCCCUCAGCUUUAUAUCACUGAACAGAGCCGUUGUGAAAUUAAGAAUGGGACCAUCCUUCGCUUAGCCAUUUCUCCUGCUCGUGCUGCUCGUCAGCUCCUGGAGAGGAUACAGUCUCACAGUAUUGAUGCUCGGCUGGAGGCUCUCAAAGAGCUUGCCAAGCUGUCAGCAGAUCCAACCUUUGCUGCAGAGUUCAUCAACAUGGAGGGAAUUGGCACACUGGCUCGUCUUGUAGAGAGCGGCACCCACUUUGGUGAAAUGCUGGCCUUUACUCUCACUGCCUUCUUGGAGCUAAUGGAUCAUGGCAUUGUGUCCUGGGACCUUAUUUCUCUUUCAUUCAUCAAACAGAUUGCAGGUUACGUGAACCAGCCAAUGGUGGAUGUGUCCAUUCUGCAGCGCUCCCUGGCCAUUCUGGAGAGCAUGGUCCUGAACAGCCACAAUCUUUACCACCGAGUGUCUCAGGAAAUCACCGUGGGACAACUCAUCGGACACCUGCAAGUGUCAAACCAGGAGAUCCAAACAUACGCCAUCGCCCUCAUCAAUGCUCUUUUCUUGAAGGCACCAGAGGACAGACGGCAGGAGGAGCAUACUAACCCACUGGAGCAGCAUCUCACAGAAAUGGCAAGCACUUUGGCUCAGAAACAUCUGCGAUCCAUCAUCCUCAAUCAUGUUAUUCGAGGUAAUCGACCAAUCAAAGCAGAAAUGGCACAUCAGCUAUAUGUGCUGCAGGUGUUGACAUUUAACCUUUUAGAAGAACGUAUGAUGACCAAAAUGGAUCCUAGUGACCAGGCUCAGAGAGACAAAAUUUUUGACCUGCGAAGGAUUGCCUUUGAUGGUGAAAAUGAUCCCACUGGUACUGAAAAGAGAAAGGCCAUGUACACUAAGGACUACAAAAUGCUCGGCUUCACUAACCAUGUGAACCCAGCCAUGGAUUUCACUCAGACUCCACCAGGGAUACUGGCUCUGGAUAACAUGCUGUAUCUGGCUGAGGUUCACAGAGAUACGUACAUCAGGAUUGUCCUGGAAAACAGUAGCCGUGAGGAUAAGCAUGAAUGUCCGUUUGGCCGCUGUGCCAUCGAGCUCACUCGAAUGUUGUGUGAGAUACUUCAGGUUGGAGAAUUGCCUAAUGAGGGCUGCAAUGACUACCAUCCCAUGUUCUUCACCCAUGACAAGGCGUGGGAGGAGUUCUUCUGCAUCUGCAUCCAGUUACUUAACAAAACGUGGAAGGAGAUGAGGGCCACAGCUGAGGAUUUCAAUAAGGUGAUGCAGGUGGUCCGUGAGCAGAUCACCAGAUCACUGGCCAUGAAGCCAUCAUCUUUGGACCAGCUGAAGAGCAAAUUGCGAGGCCUCAACUAUUCAGAGAUUCUUCGUCUGCGGCAGUCAGAAAGGAUGAGCCAGGAUGACUUUCAGUCUCCACCUAUUAUUGAGUUACGGGAGAGGAUUCAGCCUGAGAUCCUGGAGCUCAUCAAGCAGCAGCGUCUCAACCGGCUAUGUGAGGGAAGCUGCUUCCGUAAACUGGGAAACCGCCGAAGGCAAGAGAAGUUCUGGUUCUGUAGACUCUCUCUGAAUCACAAAGUGCUGCACUACGGAGACUUGGAUGAGUCGCCUCAGGGUGAAGUGCCAUUUGAGCUACUGAGCGACAAGAUCCCUGUGUCAGAUAUCAAGUCUGUGGUGACAGGAAAGGACUGCCCUCAUAUGAAAGAGAAAAGUGCACUGAAACAAAACAAGGAGGUACUGGAGUUGGCAUUCUCUGUCCUCUAUGACCCAGAUGAGACACUCAAUUUUGUUGCGCCUAACAAAUAUGAGUAUUGCAUCUGGACUGAUGGUCUGUGUGCGCUGCUGGGCAGAGAAAUGGGCAGUGACCUGACACGUAGCGACCUAGAUACUCUCAUCAGCAUGGAAAUGAAACUCCGCCUACUUGACCUUGAGAACAUCACUAUACCAGAAGCCCCGCCCCCUGUGCCAAAGGAGCCAAGCUCGUACAACUUCACUUAUAACUACAGUUGAGAUGCCGAGUGUGUUUGCUGUGCAUGUGUGUGUUUAUUAGUAUUUGAUCUUUGAAGGGAUUUAACUAAGUUUGUGAUUCUGUAUGAUUUGUCAAAAGGAGAAACGUAUUCAUAGCUUUACAUGGAGGGCCAAGGUUCUGCUACAAAACAGUAUCUCUCGAGCUGUUUAGGAUUCAGCGUAUGAAUGUUUAGUAAUACAGGGUGAUUUGGAUUCAGUGACUUGGGCCAAAUAUGGAAAUGAAAUUACAAAAUUUCAAACUAGUGUCUACUUGAGGAACCAUUGCUGAAACCAUUAGUCAAUUACCAGAAAUAUAAUUGGCAACUUUUAAA
Thalassophryne amazonica is the source of this 2901-nucleotide messenger RNA. RefSeq names its product engulfment and cell motility 2 (gene elmo2). Bases 401 to 2572 code for a protein of 723 amino acids. The transcript is spliced from 23 exons. NCBI's taxonomy places the organism in Eukaryota, Metazoa, Chordata, Actinopteri, Batrachoidiformes, Batrachoididae. Gene Ontology annotation, biological process: cell motility; actin filament organization. The record is from RefSeq and is a predicted model, not a curated record.